UUAUAUAAUGCAGUGCAUGCAUGUUCUUCAGGACUCUGACCAGCUUUGAUUUAGGUCUCAGGGUUAUGUUAUGUUUUUCUCAUACAUACAGUGUUGGGAUGUCUCCAGACAAAAAAAAUAUAUCUACUAAAUAAAUAUAUCAAAAUAAACUGUAAAUACAGUUGAAUGACAAUGAUACUGCUUCUGGUUGUCUGCCAUGCAGAUUUUUAAACACUGUGUUCGUGGAUUAUUCUCUGGAUGAAAGAGAAUUUCAGCAGAAAAUCAAAGACCACCAUUUAAAAAACGGGAGAAAGUAUGCAGAAAAGCCCACACAGAAGGGCCCUCCCACAGAAGUUCCACUGUGAUUAAUGAAGUGGGGAUGGAAGACAGAAACUGUGGUUGCUAGGAUACACUGGAUGGUAGAGAGCAGAUUAUGGAUCCACUGUUGGCAAGAUGAGAUGAAAAGUCUCUACAUCUUCAUUUUGCAUCACACUGAGUCCUCAUUUAGUCCAGUAGCCCCCAAGAAUAAUGAUUUGUGUGAUUGUGCUUUUACAAAUGUAAAUCAACUUUUUUUUCCCAUUUCUUUUUUUUGUGGCACGUAUACUGGCAGGGGUUUUCACUGAGACAACGGUAGUGUUAAAGUGUGACUGUUCCCCUUCAUUGAGUAUCUGAGUUUCCUCCAAAUCCCCACUGCCCUGAAGCUGCAGUAUUGCUCUUACUCCACCACAGCUGGAAUGAAAGGGAGAGGCCAGGCCCUGUAUGAGAAACACCUAUGAAUCUGAUCCAAUGGACAUAAAGAGCCAAUAUUGGACUGAUGAGGACUCUGAUGGGGACAACGACUCUGAGGAGUUCUUGUAUGGAAUACAGGGGAGCUGUGCUGCUGACCUGUAUCGCCACCCCCAGCUGGACGCUGACAUCGAGGCAGUGAAGGACAUCUACACAGACAGUGCUGUGUCUGUCAGAGAAUACGGGACAAUUGAUGAUGUGGACAUUGAUCUGCAAAUUAACAUCAGUUUCUUGGAUGAGGAGGUGGCGACAGCCUGGAAGGUGAUCCGCACGGAACCCAUCAUUCUGCGCCUGCGCUUCUCUCUCUCCCAAUACCUGGAUGGACCUGAGCCAUCAGUGGAUGUGUUCCAGCCGUCCAAUAAAGAUAGCUUCAGCCUGGGUUUGCAGCUGAAGAAAAUUCUCAGCAUGUUCACGUCACAGCAGUGGAAACACCUGAGUAACGAGUUCCUGAAGGCACAGCAGGAGAAGAGGCACAGCUGGUUCAAGGCUGGAGGCACCAUCAAGAAGUUCCGUGCCGGGCUGAGCAUCUUCUCCCCCAUACCCAAGUCGCCCAGUUUCCCCCUGAUCCAGGACACGGUGCUGAAGGGGAAGCUGGCGGUGCCGGAGCUGCGCGUCACCCGCCUCAUGAACCGCUCCAUCUCCUGUACCAUGAAGAACCCCAAGGGGGAGCUCUUCAGCUACCCACCCAACAGCCAGGCGGGAGGCCACUGCAAGAAUAUCCCUACCUUGGAGUAUGGCUUCUUAGUACAGAUAAUGAAAUACUCGGAACAGAGAAUACCCACGUUGAAUGAAUACUGCGUAGUCUGUGACGAGCAGCAUGUCUUCCAGAAUGGCUCCAUGCUCAAGCCAGCAGUGUGCACUAGGGAACUGUGUGUGUUCUCCUUCUACACCCUGGGAGUGAUGUCAGGAGCAGCAGAGGAAGUGGCCACAGGAGCAGAGGUUGUGGACCUUCUGGUGGCCAUGUGCAGGGCUGCCCUGGAAUCACCCCGCAAGAGCAUCAUCUUUGAACCCUACCCGUCUGUGGUCGAUCCCAAUGACCCCAAGACCCUGGCCUUCAACCCCAAGAAGAAGAACUAUGAGAGACUGCAGAAAGCAUUGGAUAGUGUAAUGUCCAUCCGGGAGAUGACACAGGGGUCAUAUCUAGAGAUUAAGAAGCAGAUGGACAAGUUGGAUCCCCUUGCCCACCCUUUGCUGCAGUGGAUCAUAUCGAGCAACAGAUCCCACAUCGUCAAGCUGCCGCUGAGCCGACAACUGAAGUUCAUGCACACGUCACACCAGUUUCUGCUGCUCAGUAGCCCCCCGGCCAAGGAGGCCCGCUUUCGCACCGCCAAAAAGCUCUACGGCAGCACCUUCGCCUUCCAUGGUUCCCAUAUAGAGAACUGGCACUCCAUUCUGAGAAAUGGACUAGUCAAUGCCUCUUAUACCAAACUGCAGCUGCAUGGGGCAGCGUACGGGAAAGGCAUCUAUCUAAGCCCCAUCUCCAGCAUUUCCUUCGGAUAUUCAGGGAUGGGCAAAGGACAGCAUCGUAUGCCCACCAAAGAUGAGCUAGUCCAGCGCUACAACCGCAUGAAUACUAUCCCACAGAGCCGUCCAAUACAGUCCAGAUUUCUUCAGAGUCGAAAUUUAAACUGCAUUGCCCUUUGUGAAGUGAUAACAUCAAAGGACCUCCAGAAACAUGGAAACAUUUGGGUGUGUCCCGUGUCAGACCAUGUCUGCACCCGGUUCUUCUUUGUGUACGAGGACGGCCAGGUAGGAGAUGCCAAUAUCAACACCCAGGAACCCAAGAUCCAGAAAGAGAUCAUGCGUGUGAUCGGGACUCAGAUCUACUCCAGCUGAGCCAAGGCAGGGUGCCUGCGUGGCUGGCAGAGGGCGCCAGACAGCCGCUGUAAGGCUGAAGCCGCUGGAGUCCUUGCAGUCAAACAAUUGUGCUGCAGGCACAGACAGAGAUUUUCUGCCAGAGUUUGCUGGAGGAGAGGGGAGGCCAGUGGAGCAUUUUUGUUCAUUUCCUGUUGUUUUUAUUGUCCUGUUUCUCACCGCUUCAGCCCAUUUCUCUGAUGUGGUGUGCUAGAAGAGUUUUUUUUUCUCCUCUGUCCUUGGUUAGCCUUUGGUGUUUGGAUGGACAGUUUCGAACGGCUUCCUCACCGAAGAAAGAAGGAUGACGGAAAAUGGAGAGGCCACGUCCCCUGGAAAAUUGGAUAGAUGCCCUCUGGACAGGUGGCUGAUUACAGUCUCUUUUCUGGAAGGGUGAGACUGAGGACUCCUAGCCCCCCCCCCCCCCCCCCCCCCCUCUGCUGGACAGCCUAAGAGGCCCAGAAAUGACACAAGAGGCACUGAACAUGUGUUCAACAGCGUGCCACCGCACUCUAACAUGCAUGAGAUUGAUCCAUGUCGGCCUUGAAGACACUAUUCAACCCUUGUAUCAAAGACUCAUCAGGUAGUU
Molecule: messenger RNA, 3205 nt
Organism: Megalops cyprinoides (Indo-Pacific tarpon)
Lineage: Eukaryota; Metazoa; Chordata; Actinopteri; Elopiformes; Megalopidae
Product: protein mono-ADP-ribosyltransferase PARP6
Exons: 22
Coding region: 739-2601 (620 amino acids)
Biological process (GO): endoplasmic reticulum unfolded protein response
Cellular component (GO): intracellular anatomical structure; membrane; nuclear envelope
Molecular function (GO): protein serine/threonine kinase activator activity; kinase binding; NAD+ poly-ADP-ribosyltransferase activity
Source: RefSeq, a predicted model, not a curated record